Messenger RNA from Hibiscus syriacus, 2451 nucleotides. RefSeq names its product protein ENHANCED DISEASE RESISTANCE 2-like. The transcript is spliced from 21 exons. Gene Ontology annotation, molecular function: lipid binding. NCBI's taxonomy places the organism in Eukaryota, Viridiplantae, Streptophyta, Magnoliopsida, Malvales, Malvaceae. Bases 89 to 2299 code for a protein of 736 amino acids. The record is from RefSeq and is a predicted model, not a curated record.
CAUUGCCAUAAUUUUUUCUCUCUUAAUUCCGUGUUUGUUUGGCAAAGAGUUUUCUUCCUCUUGUUUUUGAAGAAAAAGGAGGAGAAAAAUGGCUGGUUCUUCGCAGAGCGGAGAAUUGAAAAUGGAAGGAUGGUUACAUAUAAUUCGCUCGAAUCGGUUUAGAUUACAGUACUCAAGGAAACGUUACUUUGUUCUUGAAGAAAAUCUUCUUAAGAGCUUCAAAUCCAUGCCCAUUUCCAAUCUCCAGGAACCUGGUAGACGUGCAGUCAUUGAUUCAUGUGUUCGAGUUGCUGACAAUGGGAGGGAAAGCAUUCACAGAAAAGUGUUCUUUAUAUUCACCCUUUAUAAUAGUUCUAAUCACAGUGAUCAACUUAAGUUAGGUGCUAGUAGCCCCGAAGAAGCAGCAAAAUGGAUUCAUUCCAUUCAGGAAGCAUCCUUAAAGGAUGGUCCAUACCCCAGAAAUGAUGCUGCUUAUCCUAAGAGCAGAUGGCAGUCCUUCAGAUCAAGUGGUUCCAAUAAUGAAUAUCACAAUAAUUCUCUUGACUGGACUCUUAAUUCAUCCACGAAGAUGGACAGAGCGAUAUCUGAUGUUGUAGCGCCGUCACCUUGGACAAUCUUUGGAUGCCAAAAUGGUCUCAGACUGUUUAAAGAAGCUAAAGAAAGGGAUCCUCAUAGAAAGUGGGAUGACCAUCCAGCAAUCAUGGCUGUGGGUGUCGUAGAUGGAACUUCGGCAGCCAUUUUCCAGACGCUUAUGUCUCUUGGACCAUCAAGAUCAGAAUGGGACUUCUGUUUCUACAAGGGUUGCGUGGUUGAACAUCUUGAUGGUCAUACUGAUAUUGUGCACAAGCAGCUUUAUGGUGAUUGGUUACCUUGGGGAAUGCAAAGGAGGGAUCUCUUGUUGCGGCGCUAUUGGAGAAGAGAAGAUGAUGGAACAUAUGUUAUUCUCUGCCAUUCGGUGUUUCACAAGAACUGCCCCCCACAGAAAAGCUAUGUUCGUGCCUGCCUUAAAAGUGGUGGAUAUGUCGUAUCUCCUGUGAAUGAAGGAAAACAAUCUGUUGUAAAACACAUGCUUGCAAUUGAUUGGAAAUUCUGGAAAUCUUAUCUUCGAACUUCAGCAUCCCGAUCUAUUACGACUCGGAUGCUUGAGAGAAUUGCUGCAUUACGAGAGUUAUUCAGAGCAAAACAAGGAAAAUAUCCUUCAGCAGAUCUUUCAUCAGGAGAAUUCAUAAGAAAUGUUAGGUUGCACCAGAGUGUAGAAGAUGGUGCAGUUGAUAUGUGUACACAAAUAGAGGCUGGGAAAACUAAGGAAACUAUAACUGAAGGAAUGGAAAGGGCUCCUUCAGAACACUCGAUCCUGUUAGGUCUUAAUGAUGCAGCUGAUGAAUUCUUUGACUUUCCUGAACCAACAGACUAUGAUCAAUCAGAAGGUGGAUGGGCUUCUGACUUUGGUCCUGAAGUGUACUCUCAGGAUACACGCCAUCCAAAGUUAUCAACUGCAGCUGUUUUAGUCAAAAAGUUACAUGGUCUUGCAGUCCAAAAACGGGGCUACAUGGACUUACAAGACAUGACAAGGGAAGAUGGUACAUCUUGCUCCUAUGGGAAAACUCUUCCCAAGGAUCCAACUUGCACAUUGCCUUGUAGUUGGACUGCCGCAGAACCCUCAACAUUUUUAAUUCGUGGAGAGAAUUACCUAGAGGACCAUAAGAAGUUUAAGGCAAAGGGCACACUGAUGCAAAUGGUUGCUGCAGAUUGGCUAAGAUCUGACAAAAGAGAAGAUGAUCUAGGAGGGCGUCCCGGGAGCAUUGUUCAGAAAUAUGAUGCGCGGGGAGGAUCAGAGUUUUUCUUCAUCAUAAACAUACAGGUACCAGGUUCAACAACAUACAACCUAGCACUGUAUUAUAUGAUGACUACUCCAGUGGAAGAUUCACCUUUGCUACACAACUUCAUCAAUGGAGAUGAUGCAUAUAGAAAUUCACGGUUUAAGCUCAUUCCAUACAUAUCAAAGGGAUCGUGGAUAGUUAAGCAAAGUGUUGGAAAGAAAGCAUGCCUCAUUGGCCAAGCUCUGGAAAUUAAUUACUUCCAUGGGAAGAACUACUUGGAGCUCGGGGUCGACAUUGGGUCGUCGACAGUGGCAAGAGGCGUGGUCAAUCUUGUGCUUGGCUACCUCAACAAUCUGGUUAUUGAAAUGGCAUUCUUGAUACAGGCGAAUACAAAAGAGGAGUUGCCGGAGUAUCUUCUUGGAUCAUGCCGGCUGAACCAUUUGGAUGUAGCGAAAUCUGUUCCAAUAAAAGUAGAUUGAACUUUGUUAAUCUGAUUGGGAUGAUGAGCUUAGAUGAUGAAGAAUGAAUGCCAAACUAAAAUCAAUUGGGCUUUAUCAAUACCCAUUGAUAUGAAAACCAGCCCUUUUUGUAUAGAUGCUAGUGUAUUCAAAGUUUCCCAUUUUGAAUUUUC